This is a messenger RNA of Doryrhamphus excisus (bluestripe pipefish), 2376 nucleotides long. RefSeq names its product activin receptor type-1B-like. NCBI's taxonomy places the organism in Eukaryota, Metazoa, Chordata, Actinopteri, Syngnathiformes, Syngnathidae. Gene Ontology annotation, biological process: cell surface receptor protein serine/threonine kinase signaling pathway; cellular response to growth factor stimulus; protein phosphorylation. The record is from RefSeq and is a predicted model, not a curated record. Gene Ontology annotation, molecular function: transmembrane receptor protein serine/threonine kinase activity; ATP binding. Gene Ontology annotation, cellular component: plasma membrane; signaling receptor complex.
UUGUCAAUUCCUAAACAAAACGGAUGACUUGUGUAAUAAAAGCUGCAAAUACGUAGCGAACAUGUAUUAAAAGUGAUAUCAGUCACAGCCAAACAGUUAUUACAAACGACUUGGAUGAUUUCAUUCCAAACGGAUAAACAAUGAGUGUGUUGUGCUGCUUAGCGGAGGAGGCUCUCAGUCUGGAUGUCAUGUGUCCUCCUCGCCUCAUGCAAGCUAACUAACUUAUGUUAGCUAAACGCGCUACGAUGGAGCGGAAGGAAUCCAUGGCGGAAGAAAAAUAAACAAAUGUCCUCAUUAUGGCAUAUUUGGGAAUCACACGGGCCUUCCUCACCUGGCUGGUCCUGCGGCGAACCUGCGAAGCUCUGUGGUGUAACUGCACCACGGCCCGGUGUGAGAAGACGGGCUUCCGCUGCGAGACGGAUGGGGCCUGCAUGGCCUCCACCUCCUUGAUUGAGGGUCACGAGCAGCACGUCCGCACGUGCAUCGCCCGAGACAACCUGGAGCCCCCCGGGCAGCCUUUCUACUGCCUGAGCGCCCAGGGCCUGGUCACCAUCCACUGCUGCUACAGCGACUACUGCAACAGCAUCGACCUCCAAGUGCCCUCUGUCACCACCCAGCCGGGCCCGCAGGGAGGGGCGGGUCCAGGGGGGUCGUGGGGGACGGUGCGUCUCGCCGCCGUGAUCGCGGGACCGCUGCUCCUGCUUUGUGGGCUGCUGCUGGCGGGCGUCUGCGUGUGCCAGCACCAGCGCCGGGCCUGCGGGACCCGACAGAGGCUGGAGCUGGAAGACCCCUCCUGUGACAACCUGUACGUGCCUCACGACAGGACCCUGCAAGACCUCAUCUACGACCUCUCCACGUCUGGCUCGGGCUCAGGGCUUCCUCUGUUUGUGCAAAGGACCGUCGCCAGAACCAUUGUCCUCCAAGACGUCAUUGGGAAGGGGCGCUUCGGCGAGGUGUGGCGAGGCCGUUGGAGGGGGGGCGACGUGGCGGUGAAAAUCUUCUCCUCGAGGGAGGAGCGCUCCUGGUUCCGUGAGGCUGAAAUCUACCAGACCAUCAUGAUACGGCACGAGAACAUCCUGGGCUUCAUCGCCGCUGACAACAAAGACAACGGCACGUGGACCCAGCUGUGGUUGGUGUCCGACUACCACGAGCACGGCUCCCUGUUCGACUACCUCAACCACUACUCCGUGACGUCUGAAGGGAUGAUCAAACUGGCGCUGACGGCCGCCAGCGGCCUGGCACAUCUGCACAUGGAGAUCCUGGGAACGCAAGGAAAGCCUGGCAUCGCACACAGAGACCUAAAGUCCAAGAACAUACUGGUAAAGAAGAACUGCACCUGCGCCAUCGCGGAUCUGGGUUUAGCUGUCCGUCACGACUCCAUCACGGACACCAUCGACAUCGCCCCCAACCAAAGAGUGGGAACCAAGAGGUACAUGGCUCCAGAGGUCCUGGAUGAGAGCAUCAACAUCAGGCACUUUGACUCCUUCAAAUGUGCCGACAUCUACGCUUUGGGGCUGGUCUACUGGGAGAUCGCACGGCGCUGUAACGGCGGAGGUAUCCAUGAGGAGUAUCAGCUGCCCUACUACGACCUGGUGCCCUCCGACCCUUCGCUGGACGAGAUGAAAAAGGUGGUGUGCGACCAGAAGAUACGACCCAGCAUCUCCAACUGGUGGCAGAGCCAUGAGGCUUUGCGGGUCAUGGGUAAAAUCAUGCGAGAGUGCUGGUACGCCAACGGGGCCGCCCGCCUGACGGCGCUACGCAUCAAGAAGACCCUGUCCCAGCUGGGAGUCAAGGAGGACGUUAAAGUCUGAGCGGCCGAGUGCCACCUCCAGACCCGACGCCCCGAGGAACUCGUGCAAUGCUUUGCCGUUAUGACUCCUUUUAUUUUGAAGCCACUCCUGACAAACCCUACCUCGCUUCGCCAGAUGACUUUUCCCGUCCACUUCCUGUCUCCGCCACACAACGAGCACGGCGGGGCGUUCCCUGCGCUUGGAAGCAAAGGAAGACGUGAAUGUAAGACGGCCAAGAAUGCGUCUGGUGGGGGCUCCACAACACGGACGACUGCAUGGAGCACUUUAGGUCUCAGGUGGAGCUGGUUGAUGUGGCAUGCCCCCCCCCCUUUCAGGGAACCUUUGGUAUUUGUCUUGGACUGCUUUUUUAGCUGCUGGGUGCGUUACUACUGACUAUCGUCUGGAAGCAAUGGUCUUCAGACAUGACACUGGUUCCUCCAAUCCUAUUGAUGUAUUUCCACGGAGGGGAGAUGCUUUCAAUGUGAAGAUUUAUGGCAAUAAUGAAAGACAGGCCUUAUUCUUCAUGUAAAUAUGCUUUGGCGCCUUCGCUGAAAUAUAAUGCGAGUCAAAAGAGUUGUUGUCAUUC